GGGCGCCGCUGUAGCCCCCGCCCCGCGCCGCGCACACCAUCUCCUGUGGGGCCGGGGGCGCCGCCGGGUCUCCCCGCCCCGCCUCGAGGAGUCGCCGCCUCGGCCCCAUUCCAGUGACUGGUUAAAUGGAAGCCAUUCCUGGGAUCUGGAUGGUUUCUACUGACACAGACUUUGCAUAGCAGCUCCAUCACCUCAGGAGGUUGCAAUGAGUGGAGGAGGGGAUCAGCCUGACAUCCUCAGUGUGGGAAUAUUGGUCAAAGAAAGAUGGAAGGUGUUGAGGAAAAUAGGAGGUGGAGGAUUUGGAGAAAUUUACGAUGCACUGGACUUGCUUACUCGGGAAAAUGUUGCACUGAAAGUCGAAUCAGCUCAGCAGCCAAAGCAAGUGCUGAAAAUGGAAGUAGCUGUGUUGAAGAAGCUGCAAGGAAAAGAUCAUGUCUGUAGAUUCAUAGGAUGUGGACGGAAUGACAGAUUUAACUAUGUGGUCAUGCAGUUGCAGGGUCGGAACUUGGCAGACCUGCGUCGUAGCCAGUCUCGAGGGACGUUCACCAUUAGUACCACUCUGCGGCUUGGGAAGCAGAUUUUGGAAUCUAUUGAAAGUAUUCAUUCUGUGGGAUUCCUGCACAGGGACAUAAAACCAUCAAACUUCGCAAUGGGACGUUUUCCAAGCACCUGUAGGAAGUGUUUUAUGCUGGAUUUCGGCUUAGCAAGGCAAUUUACCAACUCAUGUGGGGAUGUCAGACCACCACGAGCUGUUGCUGGUUUUCGAGGAACAGUACGAUACGCAUCAAUCAACGCGCAUAGAAACAGAGAAAUGGGUCGGCAUGAUGACCUCUGGUCUCUCUUCUACAUGUUGGUGGAAUUUGUGGUUGGGCAGCUACCUUGGAGAAAAAUAAAAGAUAAGGAGCAAGUGGGCUCCAUUAAAGAAAGGUAUGAACACAGACUUAUGUUGAAACAUCUUCCUCAAGAAUUCAACGUUUUUCUGGAUCACAUUUCUAAUUUGGAUUACUUCACAAAGCCUGAUUACCAGCUUCUCAUGUCUGUGUUUGACAACAGCAUGAAAACGUUUGGGGUUAUUGAAAGCGACCCUUUUGACUGGGAGAAGAGUGGAACUGAUGGCUCUCUGACAACAACAACAACUUCAACCACCCCUCAGCUGCACACUCGGCUUACGCCGGCUGCAAUUGGAAUUGCCAAUGCCACUCCUAUCCCAGGAGAUUUGCUGCGGGAAAAUACAGAUGAAGUAUUCCCUGAUGAACAGCUCAGUGAUGGAGAGAAUGUUAUUCCUGUUGGUGUAUCACCAGAGAAAAUACCUGGAUCCCCUGGACAUCAGCGUCCUCAGGAAAAAGAUGUUUGGGAAGAAAUGGAUGCAAACAGAAACAAAAUAAAACUGGGGAUCUGUAAGGCUGCCACAGAGGAAGAAAACAGCCAUGGACCAGGGAAUGGAAUGCUAAAUGCCCCAAGUCUUGGUUCUCCAAUUCGAGUUCGCUCAGAGACCACCCAGUUAGACAGAGAUGUUCCACUGGUGCGAAAGUUGCGCUCCAUUCACAGCUUUGAACUGGAGAAGCGUAUGACCUUGGAGUCUAAGCCCGACACUGAUAAGUUUCUUGAGACCUGUUUGGAGAAGAAGCAGAAAGACUUGAAAGUGGCAGAGACUGCUGUUGCUGCUGUUCCUCCUCUUUCUCAGAAAACAUCUCUUCCUGCCCGCACGGACCAUGUUUGGCACUAUGAUGAAGAGUAUCUUCCAGAUGCUUCAAAGCCUGUGUCAGCUAAUUCUCCUGACCAUGCUGAUGGUGUUAUGAGCAAUGGAUUUGUAGCUGUUAACCUAAGCUCCUGCAGGCAGGAGGUUGAUUCUAAGGAAUGGGUGAUAAUAGAUAAGGAACGGGACUUGCAGGACUUCAGGACAAAUGAGGCUUUAGGGCACAAAAUGACUGGAAGUCCCUCAGAUGAAGAGCCAGAGGUACUACAAGUUCUAGAGGAGUCCCUUCCAGAAGAGCAGUCCAAAGCAGGUGGUUUGGCAGGAAACAAUGUCCAUGCCAAGAACCAAACUUCAGGUGUGGAGUUUGUUCUCGACGUGGAAUGUCACCCUGCUGCAUCUGAACAGCUUACAGAUAAAUUGGAACUUCUGUCUGGAGCUGCAGGACAGCUUCUUGCAGCCACCCCUACAAGUCCUAUGGAAGCUCAAGCAGAAGGAGCACUCACUCCGCUCAACUCAUGUCAUAUGCUGCAUUUCUCCACUCCAAGAAUUUCAAGUCCCAUCCUCCGCACCAUGAGCCCUAUAGCCUAUCUGUCCAUCCACUCGGACCCUCUGAGGGAGGCUGCUUUACCCAGGAGUCAGUCAGCUGAGAGCCACUCCUCUUCCUCCCGCUCAACUGGCCGUAGGCAGCUUCCUGUCAUUCCCAGUGGCAGCAAGCUCCCCCCUGUCAUUCGCAUCUCAAAAGCACAACCUGAGCAGAUAACAAUACCCAGACCUUCAGUGGCAUCCACACAGUCUGCUUCAGAGAGCUUUCAGUAUGGCCACCAGCUGGAGAGAAGAGAGCAGGAUGGUCAGUUUGUGGAACAUACCAUGGAACUUUCCUCUCCAAAGGAAAGUUUGCCAGGUUUGGUUGGGACAGAGGAUGCACUUCCAGCUAGUGCGAACAGACCAGAUUUGGUACUUAAUAUUAACCAAGAGGUGCUUGACAGGGGAGGACUUGUCAAAGAAUCUGUCCUGGAUUGUGACCAAAAGGACCUACCUGAACACAAUGGGAUACAGGAAGAGAAAGAGCUUGGAAAUAUUCCUGUGGAGGAGGCUGAGGAAGAAGGGCUCCCACUGGUUUCUGAGGAUGCCAUUGAAAUGCUUAGCAAAGAACAGAAUUCUUCUUUGCCAGGAAACUCAAAAUCUGCAGAGGAGGAACCUCUAACAAAUACUGAAGCAGCUCAAGAAUCAAAGUCAAGGCCUGUCUGUUUGGUGCCAAAUCAAGAUGAGGUUCUGAAGUCAAUAGCACCUAAAACAUCAGAAUUGUCUCCCUCAAGACUUAAUAACGCACAUGUUAAUAGACAGGGAAGCAAAAUAGCAACCAUUCAGGAAAAUGGUUUUCAUUCUGAUAAGGAGGAAGUCCAUAGCCAAGACCUGAAAUGCCACCAAGUGGCCCUUACUACUAUUUUGCAGCAGGAGAAUAAAAAAGAGAAAAAUGCUCCCAGAAAUGGAGAGUUAUUUCAUUGCAUUUCAGAAAAUGAGAAUUCUUAUAGAUCUAAGAAGGACUCCGUUAAAUCUUCUUUUGUAUUCAGGCAGAGUCGAAUCCCAGUUUUAGCACAAGAGAUAGACUCAAUGUCAGAUUCCGCUUCUGUUUCUGCAAAGGAAAAGCUUCUUCUAAAAAAGGCCCAUCAGACAGACUUGGUCAAAUUACUUAUGGAAAAGAGACAGCUCAAAUCUUUCCUUGGUGACCUCUCAAGUGCCUCUGAUAAGUCACUGGAUGAAAAAAUGGCUGCUGCUCCAGUACCGUUUUCUGAGGAUGAUGUCUUAGCUUCGUUUUCUAAAUUGACAUUGGACUCUCAUUUCAGCAAGCAGAAUGAAGAUAGCUCUUUAUCUCCAAGCAGCCCUCAGUCCAGAAAAAGCAAGAUUCCAAGACCAGUGUCUUGGGCAACCUCUGAUCAAGUUACCAGUUCAAGUUCAGCUCAGUUCUUUCCUCGGCCACCACCAGGAAAACCGCCUACUAGACCUGGGGUAGAAGCUAGGUUGCGCAGAUACAGAGUCCUAGGCAGUAGCAGCUCGGACUCAGAUCUUAUCUCUCGUCUGGCUCAAAUCCUGCAGAAUGGAUCUCAAAGACCAAGGAGUUCUACCCAGUGUAAGAGUCCAGGAUCUCCUCAUAGUCCAAAAACGCCACCCAAGAGCCCUGUCAUCCCCCGCCGCAGUCCCAGUGCCUCCCCAAGGAGCUCUUCUUUACCCCGUACUGCCAGUUCUUCUCCGUCCCGGGCUGGGAGAUCCCAUCAUGAUCAGAGGAGUUCAUCCCCACAUUUUGGGAGGAGUAAAUCACCUCCUAGCCAUUCAGGCUCUUCAUCUUCUAGGAGGUCCUGCCAGCAAGAGCACUGCUGCAACAAAACGAGCAAGAAUGGUCUGAAAGGAUCUGGCAGUUCUUUCCACCAUUCCCCAAACACUAAGACUUCCACAGGAAAGAGCAAAUCAACUACUAAGCUUAGCAGAUAGGAACUGAGUCUUGACAGGUAUAAAAUCUCCUCCUAAAUCUGAUGCAUGUUGUGUCUGUGUACUGUGUAUUUAAAAAAAUAAUCAAAAAAAAGUAUAUUAAAAAAGGUGUUGAAUCUGCACAUUUUAAAGAAAGUAGCCAUUGUAAACUAUUCAUGAGAAAGCAUUCUAUGUAAAUAAGUGGCCAGGCUUUGCCUUAGAGCAGGCAGCAAGCAGAUCCACAAAAUGGGAAGUAGAGGCCAGGGUAAGAAUGGCUGGGUAGUCAAAGAGGUGCAAUGUAUUUAGAGUGAAAAAGUAUCUUGAAGGUGAGUGUUUUAAAAUGGUAUUAAUCUUGAUCUGUUUAGUUUCCCUAGUUAGAAGAUUUGGCCUAAUUAUUUAACGCCUUGUGUACUUGAGGGGUAUGUAAGAAAGCCUGAAACAGGCAUUCCCAAAAUGAUGUCACUACUUGGGAGAUAAGUACUGCUCAAGCAUUUCUUUGCAGUUUUAAAAAAGCACACACUUUAGAAGAUGAUAAUUCUGCCUUAUAAAUUUCUUCCAUUUUGAGCUGCGCUCACCUCUGAGUCACUGAGUGCUUAUUUUGUCCCCUAUUAUGGCACAGAUUUCUUACCUUAGUAUCAUAUACUUACCCCUUCUUGACACUGAUGAAAUUUAAAAAAUCAAUAUUUGACAAGAUGUUUUUGUACCAAUAUUAUUUAGAGAUUUUCUUAGCAGUAAUUAGGAUCCAAGAAGCUGAUUCUCAGUUCUAUGUCAUACAGUUUUUUGGGAGUCAUAGUGGGGUUUUUCAAACCACAUUUGAUAGGAUUUGGAAAAGCAUUCUCUCCUAGGAAAUAAGAGAAAGGAGUAGAUGUAUGCCCUUCACUGUAUGUUGUAGAUUUACAGGAAAAUGCAAUAUAAGUUAGAAAAUAAGAACUUUUCUUGACCCCCUUAAUUCAAAUGAAAAAAGAACAUUUGUUAUUGCUGACUUUUAUUUUCCAUUAUUUAUGGACCACUUAAACCACAGAUCUUGCAAUGCAGAGAUGAUUACCAAUCAAGUUUUGGGUUUUUGGUCAUUUGUUUUUUAAAAUUAUGGAAGAUGAAACAGAGAUGAGGAAAUUAUCUACUUUAUGAACGUGAUAGGUUAGGGUUGAUGGAAGUACACUUAACACCCUUAGAAAAUCUGGAUAAGAAUAUUAAUCAUUAAAGCAAAAUAUACGGAAAGAAAUCUUAGAUAUUUUCAUAGUAGAUUAUUGUAAUUCAGUUUCCCAAAUGUGUUUUUGAUAGAGCAGCUUUGUUGACUCUCAGUAAAGUCCAUGGUGUUUAAUUCCUCCAGUUUUAUUAGGUAGUUACUCAGUAACAUCUUGUGCUCUGCAGGAACCCUGUAGGAAUGAAAGGUGUGGCACCUUUUGCUGCGUUCAGAAAAGCAUAGUGGGUCAGAAUAGGGACAGACAAGAACACAAGCCUGAGAAAGAUGCAGCCAGAUCUCCUCCCUAAUGAUUCCUGUUGUGGGGACUCUGGAUGCAUAGGAGACUUGUCAAUUACUGAUCUGCUUGCUGUAGUCAUAUGCCUCUCCAGCCAGCAUCUGUGUUUUUUUAUUUAACCUCUGCCAAAUGAAUAUUUUUGGAUUUAAAAGGGAAUAUUUUGUCUCUGAGCUAACACAUUCUAAUGCUGCAUUAAAGCUGCCCUAGAGCUGCACUGAAUUUCACUUGCUUUGUCAGACUAUGUUGAUUUUUUCCUUUUCUUAUUAUGUAUUUUUUUUCCCAUAUGUAAUGUAGCACAGUGUGGAACCUUAAUUUCAUUCAGGUUUCAAGCACUACAGAUGAAUGCAAUAGGUAGGGUAUACCUGCUUUUUCUGAAGAAACUGUACCAUUGCAAAGUCCUAUUCCUUUGUAUUAUAAUGUAUAAUAGGUGCUAUACCAAUAAUUGCAUGUCCUCAUGGUAAAUUAUAUAAUAUAAAUAUUUAUAUAUACAUAUAUGUAUAUGCUUAUAUAAACUCAUUCUUUCUCAUUUUUCAUUUGUAAUUUAUGGACCACAAAUAGUACAGUUCCCCUUCUGUUAGCUCUUGUAUACUUACCUCUUCUAUUCUCCCCUGCACCCCUGCCAAAAAAAUCUGGAAUGCACAAAUUCUAAUAGCCUUUAUACCUUGGUACAAAAUUGAAGGACUGCUGAUUUCUCAACCAGCCAAUGUUUUGUGUUGCAGCUUUGUUUUUUUUUUUAAUUUCUAAUUUCAUGUGCACAUUUGCAUAUGGAACAAGAACAAAGACUCAAAAGGUAUUUUUAUUUUUUAUUACAAAUAGGUCUUGCUCAUUUUUAUUUCAUAUGUGAGUUCUAAAUUGUGAAUACUUGUCAUUUAGGAACAGUGACAGUCUAUGAAUACCUAAUGGUUGAAUGUGACAACAACAAAUUCCAUCUUUUCCUUCCUGUUUUCUACAUGUUUCCUUAUGGUAUGCCAUAAAAAAGAAUUUGGUCACAUUGUGAUGUUUUUGUCCUGGGCACUUGCUGGAAUGAUUUGUUAAGGUGGCGUGGCAGCAUAUGAUUAUUUUUCCUUAUUUCUGAAAAGCAUUUAUUAUCAUCAUGUAAGUUUAUUCCUAUGUUACAUUGUCAGUUUUCAUAAGUACUAACUUUAUGCAUCCUUGCCUGAAAAUGCUGAAGUUGAGGUGUUUAUAUUUUCUCUCUAGUGUAACAGGAUCCAGAAAUGGUAACUGCUUUACAGGUGAGAAAGCACAUAACACCUCUGUUACGUUGUCUUCAAAGUACAGGCUUGUCCAUUGUUAGACAUUACUAUGUAAAAUAAACCAAUGCUGUAGAAA
Melozone crissalis (California towhee) is the source of this 6966-nucleotide messenger RNA. It is a transcript of the gene TTBK2, whose product is annotated as tau tubulin kinase 2. Gene Ontology annotation, cellular component: ciliary transition zone; nucleus; cytoplasm. Gene Ontology annotation, molecular function: ATP binding; protein serine/threonine kinase activity. Lineage: Eukaryota; Metazoa; Chordata; Aves; Passeriformes; Passerellidae. The transcript is spliced from 16 exons. Bases 206 to 4183 code for a protein of 1325 amino acids. Gene Ontology annotation, biological process: signal transduction; peptidyl-serine phosphorylation; cilium assembly. The record is from RefSeq and is a predicted model, not a curated record.